Colletotrichum higginsianum IMI 349063 is the source of this 1098-nucleotide messenger RNA. Its product is annotated as Dimeric dihydrodiol dehydrogenase. The record is from RefSeq and is a predicted model, not a curated record. The transcript has a single exon. Lineage: Eukaryota; Fungi; Ascomycota; Sordariomycetes; Glomerellales; Glomerellaceae. Gene Ontology annotation, molecular function: nucleotide binding. The coding region runs from base 1 to 1098 and encodes 365 amino acids.
AUGACUUCCAACAUUCCGACACUUCGCUGGGGCAUAAUUGCCACGGGGCUUAUCUCCUCAUGGUUCGUUGAGGACCUGGUAUUCGAACGUUCCGACGCCAGAGCAAACCACAUUGUUCAGUCGAUUGGUUCCUCCUCACUGGAGAAGGGCAAGGCCUUCGUAGAGAAGCAUCUCCCCGGAAAGAGCCCAACCGUCUAUGGAAGCUACGCGGAAGUCUACAACGACCCGAACGUCGACGUUAUCUAUAUCGGCACGCCUCAUGCCUUCCACAAGCAAAAUUGUCUCGACGCCAUCAACGCCGGGAAGCACGUACUCUGUGAGAAGGCCUUUACGAUCACCGCAAAGGAGGCCCGGGAAGUUUUUGAUGCUGCGAAAAAGAAGGGCGUCUUCGUCAUGGAGGCUAUGUGGACGCGCUUCUUCCCCCUCACGCGGUCGCUGCUAAGUGUCCUUCACUCGGAGAAGUUGAUCGGCGACAUCCACCGCGUCUUCUGCGACUUCGCCAUGAACAUGAAUAUCGCAUCCCUAGGUCCCGAAUCCCGUUUGAAGAACCCCGCUCUCGGUGCCGGAAGCCUUCUCGAUAUCGGCGUGUACAGCUUGACCUUUACGAUCUUGGGGCUGGACCCCGGUGUGGGCGAGAAGGCAGAAAAACCAAAGAUUGCCGCCACGCAAACGCUAUCAGACGACAUCGACAUCGCCACUUCCGCUCUUCUCCUCUAUCCUAGUGGAAAGCAGGGUAUCCUGACGGCCUCGACCCAGGUCAAAACGCCCCCAGGAUUCUGCAGAAUUGAAGGAAGUGACGGGUACGUUGUCGUUGAGGGUAUCGCUACUUCGGUUCCCGGCUCUUUCACCGUCCACUCAUCUACAGCGUCAGGCGAGGGAUGGACUGAAUCUUCGACCCCCGGCUUGAAGUCCAAGACGUUUGAUUUUGAGAGACCCGGAAAGGGCUUUUACUGGGAGGCGGACGCGGUGGCUUUGGACAUUGCCGCGGGACGUACAGAGAACGAGAUUAUGCCGUGGGCCGAGACAGUGCGUGUCUUGGAGAUUUUGGAUGAGAUCAGAAGGCAAGGUGGGGCAAGGUUUCCUCAAGAUAAUGAGUAG